Molecule: messenger RNA, 867 nt
Organism: Abrus precatorius (Indian licorice)
Lineage: Eukaryota; Viridiplantae; Streptophyta; Magnoliopsida; Fabales; Fabaceae
Product: DNA polymerase epsilon subunit C
Exons: 3
Coding region: 47-637 (196 amino acids)
Biological process (GO): regulation of DNA-templated transcription
Cellular component (GO): nucleus
Molecular function (GO): protein heterodimerization activity
Source: RefSeq, a predicted model, not a curated record
AAAGUGAACGACCCGAGAGGGGGAGGGGGAAGUGCUUCCAUUAUCAAUGGCUUCCUCCAACAAUCCCAAAUCAGAAAAGAAGAAAAUAAAAAACCGAGAAAUCUCCAUAACCAAAAGCAAAAGUAAAACGAAGAAGGAUAGAGACUUAGAGAAAGAGAAAGAGAACAAAAAGAAGAAUAAUAAGAAACUGAAACUCAGCAAUGGCAAGUCGAAACGACAAGAAGAGGAAGAGCAAGUAGGAGGAGAUGAAGAAGAGGCGAAAACGCACGUUUUUCCGAUGAAUCGUAUCAGGACGAUGAUUAAGGGCGAAGAUCUGCGUGCUUCGCAGGAAGCUCUACUGGCCAUUAACAAAGCAACGGUGGCUUUCUAUUCUUUGCGUUUUCAGUUUCUGUUACCAAUUGCGCCUUUUCCUUCAUCGUUUGCCUUUUCCUUGCAGGAGAAGUUUCUUGAACAAUUCACACAGGACGCUUAUGCUGGUUCUGUUCAGGAUCGUAAGAAAUCUCUGAAUUACAAACAUUUAGCAUGUGUUGUAAGUAAGCAAAGGAGAUAUGACUUUCUUUCUGAUUUUGUUCCUGAGAAAGUCAGGGCUGAGGAUGCAUUAAGAGAGAGAAAUUCAGGAGGGAAUGGAGGAGGUUAGAAAAUGUAAAGCAAGCUAGAGGAGAAUUUUAAAUUAUACUCUAUUUAAUAUUGUCACUUUUUGUAAUGGAAACCUGUAUCAUGAUGAUUAGUGCUGUACUUUACAUCUCCAUAUUGUAUUUAUUUUCGCACUUUUCUUUAAUAGUCCUAUUUCCAUAACUGUAGAUGAUCUUUCAUAGUUCUCACUCUUUUCCCCUCCUUAAAACUUGCAAACCAUAGUUUUGGACUUUU